Messenger RNA from Neurospora crassa OR74A, 1690 nucleotides. RefSeq lists its product as hypothetical. Gene Ontology annotation, biological process: calcium ion transmembrane transport; intracellular calcium ion homeostasis. The record is from RefSeq and is a predicted model, not a curated record. The transcript has a single exon. Gene Ontology annotation, cellular component: membrane. Bases 313 to 1515 code for a protein of 400 amino acids. Lineage: Eukaryota; Fungi; Ascomycota; Sordariomycetes; Sordariales; Sordariaceae. Gene Ontology annotation, molecular function: calcium, potassium:sodium antiporter activity; calcium channel activity.
CUAGCAUAUAUGCAGUACCUGGAGUAUGCAGUUGCAGGGGACAAUACUGUAUCGAAAUGCUGAGUGCCGUGAAGAAUAUGAUGCUUCCCUUCCUUUGUUCAACCGUCGGACUUGAUAAAGACAGCGGUGCUUCCCUUUUCCUAUAGAGGAGAGGUAGGUAGGUAGUGCCAUCUCACCUCGGCUGACCCACGACGAUGCAGUGAGACAAGACACCAUCAUCUCAAGUGUUGGACCAUUCCGUCCCCUCUUUUAAUUUUCUCUCCGGAUUAACUCCAGUCUUUCUUUAACUCUCAACUACUGUGGUACACAUCGAUGGCGACCAUCGACUCUCUCCUCUUCAACAUCUCCUCCUUCAUCGCCGGCCUGUUCCUCCUCGAAUAUGGCGCCGACAAGUUCAUCGACCACACGGCCAUCGUUGCCAAGAGACUCAAUGUCUCGCCCACUCUUGUCGGACUCUUGACCUGCGGCGCCGAAUGGGAAGAGCUCGUCGUGAUCAUUGUCGCUCUGAGCCAAAAGAACUCGAAUAUGGCCCUGGGCAACUUGAUCGGUUCAUCCGUUGCCAAUAUUCUCGCAUCCUUUUCGCUGGGAUUGCUCUUCAUGAAGAAGGCCAAGUUCGAUCGCAGCUCCAAGAUCUACUCAACUGCUCUUCUCGGCCUGACAAUCGUCUUUUUGCUCCUGCUCAUUGCCCUCAAGGGGUCCUCUUUCCAAUGGUUUGGCGGUAUUCUGCUGAUCGUGGCCUUUGUGGUUUACGUUGUCUCUGUGGCGUCUCUCAUCUACCGAGGCACGCUCACGGCCCCCGAAGACUCGGACAGCGACAGCGACAGCGACAGCGACAGCAGCGACGAUGAUGGCGAUAAUGACAGUGACAGCGACAGCGACGACGACCGAACGAUCAAUGCCAAUGACAGCGACAGGGGGCGCUCCAGCGACGAAGAGCAAGCAUGGACUUCCGACAAGGGCCACCAACUCAACCUGCUUAAGCCUUCGCCGAACAAGAUGGCAAAGGUCAAGAAGUCCAAGGCCGUCAAGGUUACAAACAAACGCCCAAAGGCAAUGCGUCAUCAUGUCAUCCAACUUGCCCUCGGCCUCGCUGCCUUGCUUGUCUCUAGUUACAUCAUCGCACACAGCGCAUCGACUAUCGGUCACGAGCUGGCGCUGUCCGGCACCGUCGUUGGCACCACAAUUCUUUCGCUGGCCACCACUCUCCCAGAAAAGUUUGUCGCCAUUCUUGGAGGUGCCCGACACCAACCAGGCAUUAUGGUUGCCAAUACGGUCGGCUCCAACAUUUUCCUGGUCACUCUCUGUGGCGGAGUGCUGUUUAUAUGGGGAGAUGCCAGUCAGCUGCAGCUCGGCUUCACUCUCUUUGAAGCCACUGUAAUGUGGCUAUCGGCUGUGGUUAUCUUUGGCAUUGUGAUGAUGGGCGGGAGACGAUGGAUGGGCGUCGUAUUGCUCGUUGGCUACGUUGCUUUUUUGGUCGUGGAGAUCAUGAAUGGCCGCGAGCUUGACGAUGAAUGAGCAUCCGCGGAAAUAUCUUCUUCCUUUUCAACUUUUGCCAUUAUCUCGGCGGGUUGUGUGUGCUUAUAGAGGAUGAUUAGAGGUUUCGUGGGAGUAAUUCGGGCUUUCCCUGCAAGCUUUGUAUUUUUAUUGACCAUAUUCAAGACGAUAUGCUUGUCUUAUGCUUUCGCGCUCA